Molecule: messenger RNA, 933 nt
Organism: Cooperia oncophora
Lineage: Eukaryota; Metazoa; Nematoda; Chromadorea; Rhabditida; Trichostrongylidae
Source: the annotation of a GenBank genome assembly
AUGCCGUCGCAGAUCUCAGUUGACAACAUCCGAUCAGCUAGUUCGUCGUUAGAAGACGAGUAUUCACCCGUUUCCGUCGUGAGUCCAAAAAUACCAUCGGUCGCGGAAAGCGUCGAAAGAGAUGGCGCUGUGUCGGAGCGAGAAGAAAUUGAAACGGUCUCGGUCAAGGGCGCCUCGGCCCGAUCGCCUUCGAUCGCUGACGUCCCGGCAGAAGAGGAAGUACAUGAAGAUGAUGAAAAAGCAUCACCGUCAUCUUCGAGUACCCCUUCUCAAGUGGAUCCAGCCGACUUGCCUCAACCCUCCAAAAAUGAAAUCGAUCGGAGCUCGUCAACACCAACUGAUAAGAGUGGACCUGAAGAUGUCGCUCCUGAGGAAGCGGUCCAAACGGAGAAACAAAAGGCCAGAGACGAAAUCAGGAGUCUGCUUGGAGACCUUCCUCCAAUCGCUAAGCCACGUCUAACGAAGGCUCCAUCAGAGUUUUCGAAUUUAGCGCUGUUUGCCGACCAAGGAAGACACGGAACUCGUCGAUCCGACAGCAGUGGAGAAAGCACUAAAAGUGACGAUACUACGGUUGAACGACACCGAACUGUCGUGUUCACAGACCCAUUACACAGAUCCAUUCCUCCGAGUGAGACAUCAUCAGGUUCAUCGCCUCCUCCAAAACCAGCUGUUCGUCUUCCUGCCAGCGGAGGUAGAAGUGUUAUUAGAGCGAGGCAAGAAACCCAGCAAGAAGAGGACAUGUCUGACUCGGACGAAAACCGAACCGUGUCGAUUUUCAUCGAUCGGAUCUACAUUCCGGAGUUUUCUCGCCUUCUUUAUCCUAUCUAUGAUAACGUGAAAGUAUAUGUUGACUGGUCAGUUCUUUUUUUCUACUUUUUACAAACAAUGAUUCACUUCAGUAUGAAUAUUGCUGUCUGCUGUUAUUGCUAUUAA